GUGUAGCAUCUUCAGCUCUGCUCCAUAUGGCUCAGUAAUUUACUGUACAAGAAAACUGGUUGUUUGCAUACUAAAAUUGAUUUACAUUGUACCUUAUGUCUCUAAUUAAAUGCGUAUUGCAAUUUUUUUAGCAAGAGAUCAGUUUCAUUAAUUUGACACCCGAUUUGACUCGCUUGUGGUGAGUGCAAGUACUUUUAUUAGCGGAUGACAGUGGAAGCUCCUGCGCUGCCUCAGGUGGCUUGUGUUCUCACAGUUUACAUGUUUUAUAAGUGUGUAAUUAUUUAUCCAAAAGCUUACCCGGGCUCAUAUGUGCUGAAAGACAAAUGUGGUCUAAUUGGCCCCUCCCUCGCUGAUACCAACCCUCCGCGCAUCAGGAAGCCACAACGCCCAGCCUCCUCCCCCCCUCCUCUUCCAUGCCCCUUAAUUACAAUGACUAGUUUGAUGGAUUAAGUCGACUGUAUUGCAAAGAGAAGGUUCGAGGUCUGAAACCGCAGAUUCGUGUACCUGCCUGAACCGUUUCUGACAGGGCCCGCAGUGUUUCUCCACUGCAACAAAUGUUGCUUUAAAUGAAUUGAUUGAGGCUUCUUUUACUCGUUGCUCUGGACUCAGGCCAAGAUACAGGCUGUCUAGCACAUUAGGCACCACCCCCCUUUGCAAGUUUGAAAUGUGAGCUGCCUGCAUUUUUUUCCCCUCUCCUCUCCUCUCCUCUCCCCUCCCCUCCCUCUCUCUCUCUCUCCCUCUCUCUCUCCCUUCUGGCGAAGUGGCUGUGGCUGCUUCUGUGUGAUGUGUGUAUUGGGAGAGCAAGCAAUGGAUCACUAGACAGAAAAAGAAGAUACAUCAAUAACAGCUGCAUACAUCCGAGAAACCAGCUGCUGCAGGAGAUGUCAGUCUGACUCAGCCCUCCUGUCCUCGUGGUGUGAGGAGCUUGGACGCCUCCUCCUCCUCCGUCACCAGAAGAACAGGCAGAACGAGCCUCCGGGAAAAGUGCCCAUGCAGCCCCCCAUGAGUUCCAUGAAGCCCAGCCUCUCACAUGGAGAUGGGUCUUUUCCCUAUGACUCAGUUCCCUGGCAGCAAAACACCAACCAGCCUCCUGGUUCAGUGUCUGUGGUGACCACCGUGUGGGGUGUGACCAACACUUCCCAGAGCCAGGUGUUGGGGAAUCCCAUGGCCAACAGCAACAAUCCCAUGAACCCUGGUGGUAACCCUAUGGCCUCGGGUAUGUCUGGUAACACUCCAGGUAUGAACUCUCCUCAGUUCCCCGGUCCACAGCAGCAGUUCCCCAACAAAGGCAACUCAAACCCGGCCUAUAUGCAGCAGGGGAUGUACGGUCGACCCAACUACCCUGGAGGAGGAGGCUUUGGUGGCAAUUACCCUGGAGGGCCGAAUGCUGGACCCGGUGGAAUGGGCAUCCCUCCGCACUCCCGUCCUCCCUCUGACUUCACCCAGCCUGCCGCUGCUGCCGCCGCUGCUGCAGUUGCUGCUGCUGCUGCCACCGCAACUGCCACUGCAACAGCAACUGUAGCUGCCCUGCAGGAAACCCAGAAUAAGGACAUGAACCAAUAUGGACCGAUGAGUUCCUCUUUCCAGAUGGGGCCAAAUCAGGCAUACAACAGUCAGUUCAUGAACCAGCCAGGACCCCGCGGCCCUCCAUCCCUUCCUGGAAACAUGGGCACAGGCAUGAAUGCAGCCAACAUGAGUGGGCCUCCAAUGGGAAUGAACCAACCCAGGGGCCAAGGCAUGGGGCCUUUUGGGGCACACGGUCAAAGAAUGCCUCAGCAAGGCUAUGCAGGUCCUCGGGCUCAGGGCAUGGGUAUGCAGGGCAUAAAAAGACCGUACCCAGGGGAGCCAAACUAUGGUGGGCAGCAGUAUGGACCAAACAACCAGUUCCCUAACCAGCAGGGCCAAUAUCCCACACCAAAUGCCUCCAGGCCGCUGCCAUCCCCCAACUACCCUGGCCCAAGGAUGCCAGGACAGCAGCUGCAAGGCCAAUACCCACCACCAAGUGGUGCCAUGGGCCAGUACUAUAAGCAAGAGCCACCUUUCAAUGGCCAAACAAAUAACUUCUCUGGGAGUGGAUAUCAGUACAACCAGGGAAAUAUGAAUGGGCCUCCAAGGCCAGUGGGGAACUACCCUCACUCGCCUGUGCCAGGAAACCCUACUCCUCCAAUGACACCAGGAAGUAACAUCCCUCCGUACCUGUCGCCAAACCAGGAUGUGAAGCCACCCUUCCCUCCUGACAUUAAACCAAAUAUCACCGCACUCCCUCCCCCACCAGCAAGCCACAACGAGGAACUGCGUCUGACGUUCCCAGUGCGGGAUGGAGUAGUCCUAGAGCCCUUCAGGCUAGAACAUAACCUGGCUGUCAGCAACCACGUCUUCCAUUUACGGCCCUCUGUACACCAGACACUCAUGUGGAGGUCGGACCUGGAGCUGCAGUUUAAGUGCUACCACCACGAAGACCGUCAGAUGAACACGAACUGGCCGGCAUCUGUCCAAGUCAGCGUCAACGCCACGCCGCUCACAAUCGAGCGGGGAGACAACAAGACCUCCCACAAACCCCUGCACUUGAAACAUGUAUGCCAGCCUGGAAGGAACACGAUCCAGAUCACAGUCACUGCCUGCUGCUGUUCGCACUUGUUUGUGCUACAACUGGUCCAUCGGCCCUCAGUUCGCUCUGUCCUCCAAGGCUUACUGAAGAAGAGGCUUCUGCCUGCAGAGCACUGCAUCACCAAAGUAAAGAGGAACUUCAGUAGCGUGGCAGCGUCGUCGGGCAAUACCACAUUAAACGGGGAGGAUGGCGUGGAGCAGACAGCCAUCAAGGUUUCACUCAAAUGUCCAAUCACCUUCCGGCGAAUACAGCUUCCAGCAAGAGGGCAUGACUGCAAACAUGUUCAGUGUUUUGAUUUGGAAUCAUAUUUACAACUGAACUGUGAGCGGGGAACAUGGAGAUGUCCUGUGUGCAAUAAAACUGCGCUGUUAGAAGGACUCGAGGUGGACCAGUACAUGUGGGGAAUCCUGAAUGCCAUUCAAAACUCUGAGUUUGAGGAAGUGACAAUUGACCCGACAUGUAGUUGGCGGCCAGUGGCUAUAAAAUCAGAAAUUCACAUAAAAGAAGAUCCAGAUGGACCACUGGCAAAGAGGUUUAAGACGAUGAGUCCCAGCCAGAUGAUCAUGCCUAAUGUGAUGGAGAUGAUAGCUCAGCUUGGCCCUGGACCCUCACCAUACCCAUCGCUUCCUUCUGGGCAAGGAGGCAACAACAGCGAAUACGGAAGCCAAGGCAACAGUUACCAGAGCCAUGGGAACUUUGAUUUCCCUCACGGGACCCCUGGUGGUACGUCGAUGAAUGACUUCAUGCAUGGUCCCCAGCUGUCUCACCCACCUGACAUGCCCAACAACCUGAUGACACAAGACAAGCCACUGUCCCACAAUAUGCCUGACACAAUACCUCAUUCUGUUGGCAAUGACCAACCGCAUGGUCCACUGCAGCAGAGUUUACACGCGUCUCCACACCCUGGGAGCCAAUCAGGGCAGCAGCUACACCACAGCGGGCCUCCUCAGCCCUCACGACAAGCUCCACCUCCUCAACAACAGCAACAACAGCAGCAACAACAACAACAACAACAGCAGCCCGGCCCCAACAACCACCCUCACAGCGACCUGGCCUUCAACCCCUCCAGCGGUUUGGACAGCCAAGCAGGGUCAGACAUGCCUGAGCCGUCCUUAGACCUUCUUCCAGAGCUCGCUAACCCAGAUGAACUGUUGUCCUACCUGGAUCCCCCAGACCUCCCCAGCAAUAGCAACGAUGACCUUCUAUCGCUCUUUGAAAACAACUGAGGCGAUUCAGAAACAUAUAAUCACUGACUGCUGCAGUUUCCCUGAGAACCCAAGGUGGUCACUCAGUACUUGAUAAACACAAAGAUGCACUCCCUUUCUCUUCUUCCUCUUGUACAACUUUCAUUCGCCAGCACAGAUUGACUGAAAGAGGUUACAACUCAAAGACACGGCAAGGGUUUUCCCUGCCCUCUCACCCAGAGGUGAUAACUUUGAACUGUGCAGCUAUACUCAGUUGAUUUUUUUUUUUUUUUAAAUGUCACACACAUGUGUAUGUGUGCUUAUUAGGAACGCGUUGUAGCAUAUUUUUUUUUAUUCGUGUUUUGUUUCCUUUUCCGAAGAAAAAGGAAUUCACUGUAAAAAAACAGAAAAAUAACUGAAAAAACCUGCGCUAUCUGGCCAGUGCGUUUUAUCUUAUUCCAAUCUGAGAGGCCACAGCUUCCUGGUGUCGCAGCUCCAUUCCCUGACUGGUCUGGUUAGUCGCACUUUUUUGUCCACCACACAUCAUUUAAAAGCACAAGAGAUUCUGACAACGCAAAAACACAAAAAUCAGCCUUUCCAAAAAGAAACAAAAAAUAAGAUCAACGUGUCCGUCUUUAACAAAAUGUUUUUUCUAAAACAAAUUUUUGCUCCUCUGCCAAGAUUUUAAAAAAUAUUUUUGGGACUGAUCGGCAUCCACUUUGUCUACGAUUGUGCUAUUUUUUAAACACAUAGAUGUCCCUCCUUUUCGGUUUCGACAGCAGAAAAUGAAAAAAAAAAUUGCCCCAAUUACACCAAACAACAUUCAUAACAGAGUAGCAUAUCUGUCCAUCUACAUAUUGUAAAGUUAUUGUCCUCCUGUACAAAGAAGGGAUUUCAUUGGAAACGUAAGGUACAACGUGCGAGGUUUGGGUUCCUGUGACGAUCCUGCUUUGUCGCUUCCUGCUACAACUCCUUCCAUCAGCUCUGCAUGAGCCAUCGUCUUUCUCUUGUCAGCAGUUUUGCAGAAUUACAUCUCUCUUCCCGGUUAAAUGAUGUUGUUUAAGUAAUCUACAAAGUGCAUGUGUGCCAAGCCCUUGUCUAGUGCUGUUCCAAGUGGUGAUAACAAAAGAUAGUGUGGUUUUUAUCAGUUGCUGUUUCCACAGAUUUUUUGUUUGUUUGCUUGUUUUAUGAUUUUCUGUCAGGUUUAGUAUGAUUUUAUUUAACACUAACAUUGAAGGGAUGAUGUUGAUAUCAGCAGUACAUUUAUCAUGUAUUUGCUGGAUAUACUGUGUUAUGUUUAUUAUGGUUUUUUUUAUUGUUGCUGCACAAUUAAACUAUACAUAAACCUUUUGGGAAACUGCUCAACAUCACCAAAGUUAGAGGGAUGAGAAUGGAAAUGUUUGUGCUUGCUUGGUCCCGUAAAAGACUGAAAGUGUGUGUGAGAGUGUGUGUGUGUCAGUGUGAUUGGAUGUAAUAUUGGUUUUAAAGAUAAAGGAGAGGACAGUUUAUCCAUCACUGCUGUUCAAGAAGUGGUUUUCAAAGCAGUAUUGGUGCAGAUUUCUUUCUUUUUGCCACAUUUGUUUUCAUUUUCAUGUUAAAAAAAGAGUGCUGUUCUGUAUGCAAAUGUAUUAUUUUUUAAGAAAUGCUAUUGUACUGUAAAUAUCAUUGUGAAUAUUUUUGUAUCAUCUUGAUAAUGUUUGUCCUUCGAUCAUUAGUCGUCCAACUUAACCACAUAUGCUCCCAAACCAGCAUACGGCUGUCUCGUCUCCACGCCGGGGCGUAGCCAGCCCAAGCAUUUCAUAAGCUAUCGCAGGUCAUCGUCGUUUCCCCUGAGUCACUUUCCCACCUGUUCAUGUCCUAAUAUUCGUUGUCCCCUUCCUUGCAUCAGCUCAAAGUGCUUGUGUAGCAUCGUUUCAGUUUUCAGACGUCGCACUCAGUUCGAAGCAAUACUUUCUCUCAUGCUACGAUGUAUUGAUUAAAAAUGAUCAAUGUUGUCUGCUCAUGAAUUUAUGUUGACCUUUGUCAGUGAUGCUGAACAGUAAAUGGGUUUCAAAUUAUGUGGUGUCAGCUGGCUUUCAGUGUAAUUAGUGAGCUAUGUGAAUAUCAUAAUUGUUGCUAAUUGUCAGUGGUAUUUUAAAGAUAUAUCACAACCAUAUUUUAAAGAAAUUCAUGAUAUUGUUUAUAUUUUUGUUAUAGAAAAAAUGUGGCUUUUUUUAAAAAGCAUGAGACCAUAUACAUUUUUAUCCCCCUUUGUUCUUGGUAAAUUAUUUUGUACUGGUUUUCUUAUUAAUCUGUAAGGCUAGAAAUCCAAUUUCUUUCAAUUGUAGCAUUGUGCUGAAUCGACCAUCCUGAUUUCAUGUACGCAUUAUUUUUAAAUGUUAUAAACGGAAUUUGUUUUUUCCUAUUCAGAGCCCUAACUUGUUUCAUAUUUUAGUCACAAGGAAACAUCAAAUCAAAAGUCUGUGCUUUCAACAGUUCACUGGUGUGUUUUCAUUCUUCGCGAUCUGAAUUGAAACUUUUAAACAAUCCCACGGAAGUCUUUAUCAUUUCAGUGUUUUUCUUCUUCUUUUCAAAUUGGUGAAAAAGGCAGCACCCCUAAUUUGUAGUUGCACAAUCACAAUAAAGGGCCAUUUCUCUGGGGGGAUGUUGUUUUAAAAGAAAAAACUGUUGAAAAAAGUAAACGAGUUAAUAAAAAAUUUAAAAAUUUAAAAAAAAAACAGAAAGGAAGGGCACGUUCACAAGUUUGACCUGGAAAGGAUUUUAAGAACAGGUCAAACAUCCCAAGGAUGCCUGUAUAUAUGUAAAUUAAUAUAGAGACAUGUGAACAGAAAUGUAUUCAUUUUCCCUGGGAAUGUGCAUUGUUUCUUCAGAAUAAUAAAAAGCUUGCAACCCCUCUACUGGAAGUGGCUGAAUAUGGAAAAUGAAACUUGUUAGUUAGUGUCUGUGGGUAUCGCGCAGCAUUAUGUUCCCACUCUGUAUUAUACUUUCACCUCUUUUGUUACGGGAACUGGGACAGCAAUGUUUUACAUGUAAUAUUUAGCCUAAGUGUUCUAGUCUGUCACCUGCAUACUCUGAGGUGCUAAAGCUAAAAACUUAAAAAAACAAAUACAUUUAAAAAAUAAAAAAAAUACAUAAAGCAAAACAAACAAUAAAAAAAAAACGGUUACAAAGAAAACAGCUCGGAGGUGAGGGAGAAGCACGGUGGGAGGGACGGGUCCAGAAGAUUGUAACCAAAUCCAUAGUUUGUACAAUUUUUGAUAUCAUGAACAGUUGGAAAAAUUAUACAAUCUAAGGUGAUUCAUGCAAUGUGGCCAUUGUCUCUCUGUUUGUACAUUGUAUGUACAAUCAUUUCAUAUUCUAAACUGGUGAGAAAAUAAAGGAACUAAUUGUGAUUUUUAGUCUUGCAGAACUGUAUGUAGUUAGAUGAUGUGACAACCUAAUAUUUAUCUAAUAAAUAUGUAUUCAGAUGAUA
Molecule: messenger RNA, 7264 nt
Organism: Oreochromis niloticus (Nile tilapia)
Lineage: Eukaryota; Metazoa; Chordata; Actinopteri; Cichliformes; Cichlidae
Product: zinc finger MIZ domain-containing protein 1
Exons: 20
Coding region: 991-3834 (947 amino acids)
Biological process (GO): protein sumoylation; regulation of transcription by RNA polymerase II
Cellular component (GO): chromatin
Molecular function (GO): SUMO ligase activity; zinc ion binding
Source: RefSeq, a predicted model, not a curated record